Molecule: messenger RNA, 834 nt
Organism: Saprolegnia diclina VS20
Lineage: Eukaryota; Oomycota; Saprolegniomycetes; Saprolegniales; Saprolegniaceae
Exons: 1
Coding region: 10-834 (274 amino acids)
Source: RefSeq, a predicted model, not a curated record
ACCAUACCAAUGACUGGCAUGACCUCGUCGACGACAGCAGCACCACUGGCCGCCAGCGCGGGCCGCUCGUUCAUGGCAGCGGCUGCGACGCCGAACGACGAGAGCGAAGGCGAAGACGAGGACGAGUACGUGAACCGGUUGGCGCGGCGCUGGUCGUGCAAUGCGAUUCGGCUCAAGAUCCAACAGUUCCUCGCGACCAAGGUUUUGACGCAGACCGCGUUCCUCAAGGAAAUUCGAUCCAACGCCAACUCGUACCAGCGCUUCAUGAAGCAGACGGGCGUCAGCGGCGGCAGCGGCAACCAGACGUACUGGAAUUCGCUCCCGUUCUUUGACGACCUCGCAAAGAAGGACAAGAAGGCCAAGGCCGACGCCAAGGCCGCGGCCAAGAAGGCUGGCGCCAAGCGCAAGGCGGAUACAACGGCCGACGUAGCGCCCCGUGCCAAGAAGGGUUCGAAUCGACUGGCGGAAAUUGACGCGGUCGAGCUCGACGAUGACGCGCCCGUGUACGACGACUGCGACGUUGUGCGAGACCACUUGCAGCAGUUCUUCCUCGCAAAGGAGGCCAGCCAAGUGAACUUCGCCAAGCACUUGGGCUUUUCGAUCACGCCGCUGCGCAACUUCCUCAUGAAGAAAGGACGGCGCGAGGGCAGCGGCAGUGCUGUGUAUGGCGCCGCGUACCGGUUCUUUGAGAAGCGGCGACUCCUUGAUGGCGUGCCCAAGUCGGCCAAGCGACUCAAGAUCGAGAAAACGCUCCCCGAGGGUUACCCCUUGCGGAAGGACCCGACGCACUACAUCUUGCUUCCUGGUGAGGAAGUGCCCGUGCUGCCCUACUAG